Messenger RNA from Brassicogethes aeneus, 1611 nucleotides. Lineage: Eukaryota; Metazoa; Arthropoda; Insecta; Coleoptera; Nitidulidae. The record is from the annotation of a GenBank genome assembly.
UAACAGACCGUUUGUUAUUUUCGUGAUUUUUCUAAAAUAAACGAAAAUGGGUAAGCGCCAGCACCAAAAGGAUAAAAUGUACUUAACGUACACCGAAUGGAGUACGUUGUAUGGUGGUAAAAAGGCUGGGCACACUUCUAAGGAGGAAGAAAACUUCAGAAGAUUGCCUUUUGAUCACUGCUGUUUAUCGUUGCAGCCAUACGAGAUCCCUUACUGCGAUUUGGAGGGAAACAUUUUCGAUUUGGAGCCUUUGCUGCCGUUUUUAAAGAAAUUUAAAGUUAACCCUGUCACUGGCAAGCCAGCCGAUAUAAAAUCCUUCAUAAAACUCACUUUUCGUAAGAACAGUGAGGAUGAAGUUGAAUGCCCAGUUUUGUUUAAACCAUUUACGAAAAGCUCUCAUGUUGCUACUAUUGCAACCACAGGAAAUGUGUACCUUAUUGAAGCUAUAGAGCAGUUGAACAUAAAAAACCGUAACUGGAAGGAUUUAAUUUUGGAUACCCCAUUCGAGAGGAAAGAUAUUAUAGUGCUGCAAGACCCGAAUGAUUUAUCGAAAUUUAAUAUAUCCAAGUUUCACCACAUCAAAAAAAACUUGAGGGUGGAAACUGAGGAGGAAAUUGCUGAUAAAUCCGACCCCCAGGCGAGGCUAAGAAAAGUGAAUCCAGAGACAAAAUACACUUUGGAAGAGUUGAACAGGGAUUACAAAGUCCCCACCAUCGAAAUAAACCCAAGGGAAAGCACAGAGAAGGCAGAUAAAUUCAAUGCAGCCCAUUAUUCCACAGGCAGAGUGGCUGCUAGUUUUACAUCAACCACUAUGGGUGUUAAUUUGGUGCACGAGGCUGCUAUAGUGCAUGAGGAUGAGGUUAGGUAUGAGAGAGUCAAGAAAAAAGGUUAUGUUCGAGUUUUGACCAACUUUGGGCCCUUAAAUUUGGAGCUGCUUUGUGAUGUGGUACCAAAAACGUGUGAGAAUUUCAUGAAGCAUUGUCUUAGUGGUUAUUAUAAUGGAACCAAGUUUCAUAGGUCCAUUAGGAACUUUAUGAUACAAGGGGGUGAUCCGACUGGGACUGGAAAUGGGGGUAAAUCAAUUUGGGGUAAAAAGUUUGAGGAUGAAUUCAGGCCAAAUCUGUCCCAUACGGGAAGGGGUGUUUUGUCUAUGGCCAAUUCCGGUAAAAACACUAAUGGCUCUCAAUUUUUUAUAACAUACAGAUCAUGCAAACAACUGGACAAUAAACACACAAUUUUCGGUAAAGUGGUUGGAGGUAUGGAGACUCUAACGGAAAUGGAACGAAUUGAAGUGGAUAAUAAAGAUAAACCUAUAGAAGACAUUAUUUUUAUAAGGGCCCAGAUUUUUGUGAACCCCUAUGAGGAAGCAGAUGAACUUUUGGCAAAACAAAGGGAAGAAGAAGUUAACAAGCAAAAGCUUGAGGAAGAAGCAAAAACAAGAAAAAUAAAUUCACAAAAAGAACUUAAAGUUUUUAGAACUGGUGUUGGAAAAUAUAUUAACCCAACUGUCACAAAAAAAGUUGAACCUGAUUCUGAAGAACCUGCAAAUAAAAAGAAAAAAGGAUGCUAUUCAUUUAAUUUUAAUAAUUGGUAGAGGUAUUUUAAUAAAGC